UUUACCUGAUGGGUUCAUAGGAGGUCGCGCCUGAUCACGAGCGUUUUCAAAUAGCAUUCUCAUUUCUUUUUUCUGUGACAUAUAUAAUAUUAAUUUUUAUACUUUAGAUUUGAUAUAUUUUGUGGAUUUCAAAUUAUUCCUAUUUGCUGUUGAGAGGAAUUUGCAGUACUAGUAGUGGUGAAAAAACCAUGCCAAAGAGCAACAGAGCCCCAAUCCCCAAUGCUCAGAUUCUUCACCAUUCAUAGCGACUGCCUCAUCUCCAUCCUCACCCUCUGGGUUUCUGAGCGCACCCGCUAAUCGAAGGAAGGGAAAUCACUCUCAAUCGCCAAAACCCCCCUUUGAAUCUGAAACUAAAUCUUCAGCCCCAAAUCACGAGGAAAAGCAACCAGCCAUGAAAAGAGAGCAUCAUCAGCUUUGUCCCAACCCGGGCGACUCCUUCAUGACCGCCAGCUCUAGCGGCAAAUCAACGCUAUGGGAAGAUGAGGCCCAAGAUGGUGGCAUGGACGAGCUUCUCGCCGUCCUCGGCUACAAGGUAAGGGCGUCGGACAUGGCCGAUGUUGCCCAGAAGCUUGAACAGCUUGAAGAAGCCAUGGGUAAUGUUCAGGGCGGUAUCUCUCAACUCUCCUCCGAAACUGUUCAUUACAACCCUUCUGAUCUCUCUACCUGGCUUGAAAGCGUGCUUUCUGAGCUCAACCCAUCUCCUAAUUUCGACUCUUUGACUGCCGUCGCCGGCGCCGCCUCUGCGCCACGGCUCCCUCCGCCUCCUCCUCCCCCGGCUGAUGAUUCUGCCUUCUUGGCUCCGGCGGAAUCAUCAACUAUUACCUCCAUUGAUUUCACUGACCAUAGCCCGCAGCAGCAUUUGAAUCCUCUGCAUAAGCACCAAGAUAGCUUAAUCUUCGAAGACGCAUCUUCCUCAGAUUAUGAUCUCAAGGCUAUUGCAGGCAAAGCUAUCUACAGCAGUCAGACUCAAACCCAGCACCAGCAGCAGCUCGAAUCUCCUUCCCGAGAAAGCAAACGUUUGAAACCCUCUUCUUCUGCGUUCAACCCUGCAUUGUUCUCGUCCUCCCCUCUGGGGUCUUAUACCUUACCCAACGAGUCAACUCGUCCUGUCGUCCUCGUCGAUUCGCAAGAAAACGGAAUUCGACUCGUUCAUGCAUUGAUGGCUUGCGCGGAUGCCGUACACCAGAACAAUUUUUCUCUCGCAGAAGCUCUGGUCAAACAGAUCGGAUUCCUCGCGGUGUCUCAGGCCGGAGCUAUGCGCAAGGUUGCGACCUACUUCGCGGAAGCGCUUGCUCGCCGUAUAUAUCGGCUUUACCCAGAAAACCCCCUCGAUCAUUCUCUUUCCGACAUGCUUCAGAUUCACUUCUACGAGACCUGUCCAUACCUCAAAUUCGCCCAUUUCACAGCUAACCAAGCCAUCCUCGAAGCUUUUGAAGGCAAAAGGCGAGUUCAUGUCAUCGAUUUCAGCAUGAAUCAAGGGAUGCAGUGGCCGGCUCUCAUGCAAGCACUGGCUCUCCGACCUGGCGGUCCACCGGCGUUCCGGUUAACAGGAAUUGGACCACCCGCUCCGGAUAACUCAGAUCACCUCCAGGAAGUGGGUUGGAAACUCGCUCAGCUAGCAGAAACUAUUCAUGUUGAAUUUGAGUACAGAGGGUUUGUUGCGAACAGUUUAGCUGAUCUAGAUGCUUCUAUGCUCGACCUGAGACCGAGUGAAGUUGAGUCUGUGGCUGUUAACUCGGUGUUCGAGCUUCACAAAUUGUUGGCCCGACCCGGAGCGAUCGAGAAGGUGUUAUCGGUGGUGAAGCAGAUGAAGCCGGAAAUAGUCACUGUUGUAGAGCAAGAAGCGAACCACAACGGACCGGGGUUUCUGGACCGGUUCACCGAGUCACUACACUAUUACUCGACCCUGUUCGACUCGUUGGAGGGAUCCGUGGACACUCAGGAUAAGAUCAUGUCGGAGGUGUAUCUGGGGAAGCAAAUCUGUAACGUGGUCGCCUGUGAAGGAGUGGACCGCAUUGAGAGGCACGAGACACUGAGUCAGUGGAGGAACCGGUUGGGUUCUGCCGGGUUCGCUCCGGUUCACCUGGGCUCUAACGCUUUUAAGCAAGCAAGCAUGCUUCUGGCUCUCUUCGCCGGUGGAGAUGGUUACAGAGUAGAAGAAAACGGCGGUUGUCUGAUGCUGGGUUGGCAUACUCGGCCAUUGAUCGCUACAUCGGCCUGGCGACUCGCCUAGAAACCGGGGGCUGUUCGCUGAGUUGACUCAGCGAGUUGGGUCCUUUUUACUUUCCGAAAUUCCCAAUUUUUUUCCGAAAGAAAAGAAAGCGAUUGUGGGGAAGAGGGUGCAGUGUGAUGCUGAGCUGUUUGUACAGCUAUUCGCUGAGAGGCUGAGACCCACCAAUGUCUAUGCCUUCCCCCCUUGCCUUUCUUUUUCCUCUCUCUCACUCUGUUACAAUUCCAUUCCCCUUUCUGCUUAGGGUUCUUUUACCAGUUUUGUUUCCUUUGUUGGGUUGGACUGGAAUCUCUUGUUAUUUUUCAGGGUUGAAUCCAAAACUAGGGCUGAUGCUGUAUUUAUCUCUUGAUAUAAAUAGCUCGCUGCUAAUAAAUGUAAUCUUUUUUCUUAUGGGGCCAUUUAAUGAUGAAUGCAGAAGGGAAAUGAUGAAUGGUAAAUCAUGAUAAACUUAUUCGUCACAAUUAAUCUUGUGCAUGCAAGUUGUUAAUUUGCCAAAAUGGAGAAUGUGGUGCUAGCUGAUCUGCAUAAGCGAGUGCAGGGAAAGCGGGCUUCCCUUUCAAGAAAGAGACUGAGUUUGAUGCAACCAAUGCCAUCGAUGUGGUUGAUGGAAUGGGACUGUUUCAGUGUUAUGCAAAUUUAGUGUGAUAAAACAGCAUCCUCUUUAAUGUCCUGGGGAAAGCACAAUCACCAGAAAGUGAAAAUAAAAUUUAAAAAAAGGGAUUACCUAAGCCGUAUAAUGUCAAGAUCUUUAUGGUUCAUGGUGCUUUCCCAGUUGAAAAAGUUGCACUUUUUAGGGCUCUCUUUCACUCUCUCUCUCAAUCAUAUUGCUAUUCACUGUUCGUGGUUUCUUCUACUCAAUCUUUUCCUUUUCCAACUCUCAGUUUCCGUUUUUCAGUUUCCGGGUUCAUUUCAGAUUCUGUAUUUUCUGCACGCUUUGGAUCCAUCCCCUUUGAAACCGUGACACAUUCCCAUAAAAUUUGAAAUAACUACGCAUAAAGUUUAUACCUUUUCCUUUCUUUACUUGGUUCCAACCUGCAGUCUUCUGGUUCAUUUCUCAUCUUCUUCCCCCUGCAUGCUGAAGAGAUAAUGCCAUGUCUCAUCUAUCUCCAAAAGAUGUGAUUUUUGUAAUAAAAAAGAGCAUGUAAAACCGUGAAAGAUACUCAAAGAUGAAGCAGCAUCCAGAUCAUUGGUCAAAGCAAGAAUCUUGAUCUUCCUAGUUGGUUUAUUCUUUUUAUUUUACUUGUUGAUAACCAUGAUUGUACUUGCCAGGAGGUGCAGAUAAUUAAUAUAAGAUCCUCCAUGUU
This is a messenger RNA of Neltuma alba, 3534 nucleotides long. Its product is annotated as DELLA protein GAIP-B-like. Lineage: Eukaryota; Viridiplantae; Streptophyta; Magnoliopsida; Fabales; Fabaceae. Bases 392 to 2233 code for a protein of 613 amino acids. The transcript has a single exon. The record is from RefSeq and is a predicted model, not a curated record.